AUGAGGCAGGUGAGGGUGUUAAUGGCAGGUGAGGGUUAUGAAGCCUCAUCUGAGGAUGAUGAUUUUUCCACAAUGGAUGUCGGUAGUGGCUCUGAUGAUGAUGUUCUGUUUGAAGAACAUCUUGAUUUGGAUGUGGAUGAAAAUGUUGAAGGCAGAAAAGAAGGGGUAAAUAGAGAAGGGUUAGAUAGUGGUUAUGAUGAUGCUGUGCUGGAAAGAGUUAUUGAUGAGUAUGUGGAUGAGCAGGAUCUUGUGGAGAAACAUCAGCUAGAUAUGGCAGAUUGUCCAGAUACUAAAGGCAAGACCUCAUGGCCGGAGUUAGUGGGGCAAAACGGUAGGUUUGCCGAGGCAGUGAUCGAGCGUGAGAACCCAAACGUGGACGCGAUUGUGGUUUUAGAUGGAAGUCCGGAUACCACGGAUAUCAGGUGUGAUCGUGUACGUGUUCCGGUCAAUUACUCGGGCAUCGUGGUUCGUACUCCUACAGUUGGUUAA
Messenger RNA from Striga hermonthica, 489 nucleotides. The record is from the annotation of a GenBank genome assembly. Lineage: Eukaryota; Viridiplantae; Streptophyta; Magnoliopsida; Lamiales; Orobanchaceae.